AUGAGUAAGGGAGCUGUUAGUACACCCCAUAAUCAUGGCUCGACAUCUCAAGUAAGGUGCUUCAAGUGUGGAGAGCAGGGUCACCGUGUCAUUGAAUGCCAAAAAAGAGAGAAGUUUGGUAAAGGUCUUUUUGUGGAAUCUGAUGAGUACGAGGCAGGCCUAGGAGUGGAUCUAGAUCUAGAACCAAUCUAUGAUGAUGAUGCACCAUAUGGGGAGGACACAUGUUCAAGUUUUGAGAAUGUAGUUGCUGAAGAGGUAGUGAGGAAAAUUGGAUUGGUGACUGAAAAACAUCCUGUCCCAUACAAGCUUUCUUGGCUGAAGAAGGGAUCAGAGGUGAAUGUAACCAAACGCUGCCAGGUUCCAUUCUCUAUGGAAACGCAAUAUGUUGACAAAAUAUGGUGUGAUGUGGUCGCCAUGGAUGCAUGUCAUCUUCUUUUGGGUCGUCCCUGCCAAUUUGAUCGCCGCAUGGUGCAUGAUGGAAAAUUAAACACCUAUAGUUGUAUUUUUGAUCAUGUGAAGAUAGUUUUGAUGCCAGGAAAGAAAGUUCCAUCCAAAAUAAUUACGGAGAGUAGUUCCAUUAUGUUGGCUCGACAAGACUUUCUUGAGGAAGUAGCUGAAACAGGAUUGGUGUUUGCCUUGGUAGGCAAAGAAACCAUGGAGGGAACAGUGAUACCAUGCAUUGUCCGUGAAUUGCUUGCUGAAUUCUCAGACGUCUUUCCCGAUGACUUAUCGUUGGGGCUACCACCAUUGCGUGACCAACAACAUCAAAUAGAUUUGAUCCAAGGAGCUAGUCUCCCGAUUCGUCCUUACUAUCGUAUGAGUCCAAAGGAGCAUGAAGAGUUACGUCAACAAGUCGAAGAUCUGUUGUUGAAGGGAUAUAUUCGAGGGAGUCUUAGUCCAUGUGCAAAUCCAGCACUUUUAAUGCCAAAAAAAGAUGGCUCCUGGCGAAUGUGUGUGGAUAGCAGAGCUAUCAACAAGAUCACGGUGCGAUGUAGAUUUCCCAUACCACGUUUAGAUAAUCUACUUGAUCAAUUGAGUGGUGCCAAAAUUUUCACAAAACUACAUCUGAAGAGUGGUUACCAUCAAAUCCGUAUGCGACCCGGAGAUGAAUGGAAGACAGCCUUCAAAAUUCGUGAAGGAUUAUAUGGGUGGUUGGUGAUGCCUUUUGGUCUGUCUAACGCACUCAACACUUUUAUGCGGGUCAUGAAUAAGAUAUUUCGGCCAUUCAUAGGUAAAUUCCUCGUAGUUUAUUUCGAUGAUAUUUUAAUAUACAGUACCUCUACAGAUUUACAUCUGUUCCAUCUUAGAGAGUUCCUUGGAGUUUUGGGAAGGAAGGGUUUUAUGUCGUUUUGUAAAAAUGUUCAUUCUUGUCCGAAUCAAUUUUGUUCUUGGGAUAUGUUGUUUCCAGCCAAGGGUUAUCUGUUGAUGAAUCAAAGGUUACGAUUGUAUGACAAUGGCCAACUCCCACCACGAUUCAGGAAGUCCAGAGAUUUCAUGGGCUGGUUUCUUUUUAUAGAAGAUUCAUUCGUAGAGAUAGGGGUCAUACUUAGUCAACACGGUAAGCCCGUCACUUAUUCUAGUGAGAAGUUAAGUGGUUCCAACCUUCAUUACAACACUUACGAUCUAGAGUUUUAUGCGUUAGUACGCGCCUUGAAACAUUUGAGUUCGUAUCUUGCCUACAAUGAGUUCAUCCUAUUCACAGAUCAUGAGGCAUUGAAACAUUUGAACAGCCAGGACAAGCUCUCUUCCCGUCAUGCACAGUGGGAGAAGGAGAAGUGUAGAAAAGAAGCUGAAAAUUGUCCAGGGGACAUUUCCGAUCAAUCGGACCCCAUCCCGAUUGAUCGGCCAGUUCCAAAAAAUGAUGAAAAGUCAAAAAAUGGGAGAAAUGUGCCUACGCAAUUGAGAGCGGAAGGAGAUAUCCAGGGUUUGCCUCAAGCCAUAGAUGAAAUAAGGUGCACGAACCAUAGGAAUAUAGUUGAAAAUAAAGUAGCUGAUGGCCUCAGUCACCGUUCCACUUUGGUUAAUAAUAUGCAAGUUCAGGUGUUGGGUUUUGAUUUGUUGAAGGAUUUAUUGGCCGUUGAUCCUUAUUUUGGUCCUAUUAUGGUUUACUUGAAGACUGAUCCAUAUUCAGAUUACGUGUUACAUGAGGGCUAUUUGUUUAAAGGAAACCGAUUGUGCAUUCCCGACAGUAGCUUGCGAUUGAAGAUCAUUCAGGAUGUGCAAGGUGAAGGACACGUGGGCCGUGAUAAGACCCUCCAACUUAUCGGGGAUCGUUAUUUUUGGCCAAGCUUGCGUAAGGAAGUCGCUCGUUUUGUGGAAUCCUGUCGAACGUGUCAAUUGGCUAAAGGCAGUGCGAUGAAUGCAGGUCUUUACCUGCCACUACCCAUUCUUGACGGGCCAUGGUCUUGCGUCAGUAUGGACUUUGUGUUGGGACUUCCUCGAACUCAGCGGAGUCAUAAUUCUAUUUUUGUUGUGGUUCAUCGCUUCUCUAAGAUGGCCCAUUUCAUUGCAUAUAGGAAGACAAUGGAUGUUGUUCAUGUUGCUCAGUUGAACUUUCAUGACGUUUACCAUUAUCAUAGGCUGCCAUUGUCAAUUAUGUCGGAUCGUGACACACACUUCUUGAGUUAUUUUUGGCAUUGUUUGUGGCGACUUUCUUGCACCAAACUCGAAUUCAGUAGUGCUUACCAUCCCCAGACGGACGGUCAAACGGAGGUUGUUAAUUGUUCAUUGGGGUCCCUGUUACGUUGUCUUGUAGGAGAACACUUGAAGUCCUGGGAUCAACAGCUUUACCAAGCUGAGUUUGCUUACAAUAGGUCCACUAAUCUGAGUAUCGGUUUCAGUCCUUUCCAGAUCAUUUAUGGUUACUAUCCACGUGCCCCCGUUGAUCUCACACCUCUCCCCGACCUUGUUUGUCCCAAUAUUAAGGCUGAGGACUUGAUGACGCAACUGCAGCAUGUUCAUGCUACUACAACCCAAUGGCUGCAGGAGUCUAACUCCAAGUAUAAGCUUGCCGCGGACAAGAAACGUAGGGUUGUUGAAUUUUCUGUGGGGGAUCUCGUAUGGGCUAUUUUAAUGAAGGAUCGCUUUCCUCCUGGGGAGUAUAGCAAAUUGGUUGCCCAUAAAAUUGGCCCUCUGGAAAUUAUUGAGAAGAAUAAUUCUAAUGCCUACCAGCUGAAGUUGCCCAACCACGUGAAGACGUAUGAUGUGUUCAAUGUUAAGCAUUUGGUGCCUUUUGUUGCUUCUCCUUCGCUCUUGUCUACUGCUUUAUUGUCAAGGAUGACUUUUUGCCAACCCGGGGAGGAUGAUGCAGACGGGAUGGCUUGGCCCUGUGUGAUGAGGAUGAAUUGGCUUUGCAAUUCAUGGAACACUUCGAUCGUAUGA
Molecule: messenger RNA, 3381 nt
Organism: Tripterygium wilfordii
Lineage: Eukaryota; Viridiplantae; Streptophyta; Magnoliopsida; Celastrales; Celastraceae
Exons: 6
Coding region: 1-3381 (1126 amino acids)
Biological process (GO): DNA integration
Molecular function (GO): zinc ion binding; nucleic acid binding
Source: RefSeq, a predicted model, not a curated record